GGCAGGCAGAGGCGUUAGCGGUUAGCGGCAGCUAUGGAAGCCCAGCGCGACCAGGAGGCCGCAGCCGUGCCGCUCCUCGCCGCGCCGGCGGCUGGGAGGCGGAGCCCCGCCGCCGACGCGCACAUCCUCUCCGCCGCUUUUCUCUUCGUCUUCUCCGCCUACAGCGCCGCCCAGAACCUCGAGAGCACCGUCAACACGAAGGGCGACCUGGGCACCUUCUCGUUGGGGAUCCUGUACACCUCCUUCACGCUCUUCGCGGUGGUCGCGUCGCCGGUGGUGACUCGGCUGGGGCCCAAGCGCGCGCUCGUCGUCGGCAGCAGCGGCUACGUGCUCUUCAUCCUCGCCAACCUCGUCCCGACAUGGUACACAAUGGUGCCAGCUUCAUUGUACCUUGGUUUUUGUGCAUCGAUCAUUUGGGUUGGGCAGGGUACAUAUCUUACAUCGGCUGCCCUCAGUCAUGCAAGAGACAAUAAUUUGCCUGAGGGUCGAACUUUGGGGAACUUCACCGGGGAGUUCUGGGGAAUUAUGGCUAGCACGCAGGUCAUUGGAAAUUUGCUCUCGCUUGCUCUACUGAGAAAUGGAAAGGAUGGAGGAAGUGUCACGGGGGAAAAUCUAUUAUUUGUUGUGUUUCUUGGCUGCAUGAUAGUGGGUAUUGUAUUAAUGUGCUUACUGUCCAAAAGAGAGGAGAAAGGAGAUAAUGAUCAAUUGCAUUCCUCAUUUGGAGCUAUGUUGAAGUAUAUUGUUGCCCCACUGAAGGACCGAAGAAUGCUUCUUAUUAUCCCUCUUAUGGUAUAUAUAGGCCUCGAACAUGCGUUUGUCUGGGCUGUAUUCACAAAGAGCAUUGUAACACCUGCGCUUGGCAUUUCUGGAGUUGGUGGAGCCAUGGCAAUCUUUGGUGCAGCUGGUACAGUUUGUGCAUUGGUUACUGGAUAUUUGACCUCUGGACUUUAUUCAGCUACACUAAUAGUGUCAUUCGGAGCUAUUGCCCAUGCUGUAGUCCUAUUUUGGUUGCUUCUUUUUUACAGCCCAAUGGUUGGAGUGCUUGGCGCAGCGGUUCCGCUACUCAUAGGCGCCUUAUGGGGUGUUGGUGAUGGGAUGUUGAAUACAGAGUUAAAUGCAGUCGUUGGACUUUUGUUUGAAGAUUCCAAGGAAGCUUCCUUUGCACAGUUCAAGGUCUGGGAAUGUGGUGCUAUUGCCGUCAUCUUCUUCCUGAGCCCGCACAUCACGCUACAGGCCAUGCUCAUCUUGAUGACCGCGGCCCUCUUCAUCUCACUCGGCGCAUUCCUGCUCCUCACCAUUUUCGUCGAGAAGUCAUCGCCUGUCAGAUCCUGAGGCAAAUCUGUUAUCAUUAAUCAAUGCACAACCAAACCGGCGCCCGACCUCGCAUCUUCGUCCGUGUUACCAGCAGCGUGCACUGCCUCAUUUUGUGUUCACCAGCAGCAUGGAAGCGAAAUGCCUCGUCCAUCAUAUAUGAGCUGCGACUUGUGAAACCAUGUCUUGCCAUGCCAUUCGGUUCAAACAUUGAUGAAGUAAAUUUUUAGCAGGUCUACUGUAUCUGUAUGGGGGAACCGACAACUGGGCUUCAUGGAUGCAUGUGCUACUGAGCUGGGGAUCCUGCAGAUAUUUUGUGUUAGACGAGUACAUGGAUUUUGUGUACUCAAAAAUUAUUUACUACUACUUCACAGAACUGUACAUUUUUAAACCGAAAUGGGAAUAGAACUUACGGAGUUGUACAUGA
Molecule: messenger RNA, 1738 nt
Organism: Setaria italica (foxtail millet)
Lineage: Eukaryota; Viridiplantae; Streptophyta; Magnoliopsida; Poales; Poaceae
Product: UNC93-like protein 3
Exons: 10
Coding region: 34-1332 (432 amino acids)
Biological process (GO): potassium ion homeostasis
Source: RefSeq, a predicted model, not a curated record